GCUCAAACCACGAAUCUAGUUUGUCGGUUUGAGUGAGUUGUUUUUUUAUUUCAAGAGUAAAUAAGGUUCCAUACAUAAUAAAUAUCAAUUUAGUGAAGGCGCCUUCAUGGUAGAAAAUGCCAGUAGGUAUUAGCCUAUUAUGAUCUUAAUUAAAAAUCGAAUAAAGUGUAUUAAUAAAUGAAGGAAAACAGCACUUUUAGGUUCCUUUCCAACCGGCAAUUUCAGUCUGAGUCCAGCUGCGKCCAACCCGGUCAUCGUUUGAUUAAUGUUUGAAGCCCGUUCAACUGGCAAACUUAAUGAAAACAACAUCAAUAUCUAAUAUAAUAAAGAGGAGGAACUCUCUAAUAUAAUUACAUCUGUCAUAAAAAAGUCAUUCUAUCACAUUAUUGCAGUAGUUAAUUCAAUGGAUGUAUAUUAACCAUUGUGACCAAAAAACCAAGACUCCUUGAAAGUUAAGAGGAAGCAUCUGUCGUGAAGUAGUCAAGGGCGACACACUUUAAGACUGGAAAACAGAAAGACAGGAAAAGUGCUGAAUAGAAAAGACGAGAGGAGAUUUACUAAUUCGGUUCUUUUGAAAAACUAGCUUGCUUUACGAUGGAUUUUAACAUCACUAAUUUAAAUACAUCUUUACCACUAACCUGGAAGGCACUUUAUUCCAAAAACACAUUUGGAUGGGACGAGAUUUGGACUCAAACUCUUUUAACUUUGGGUUUUUUGAUCGCGGUUGGAAACAUGUUAUCUCUUGUUGUGUUUCUACGAAAGACUUUCAGAGUCAAAAAGUCGAGUUAUCUAUUGGUCAGUCUCACAGUGGCUGAUUUGCUGGUUGGUUUGGCUGGGAUUAUGAUUUCUGUAAGUCGAUCUCAGAUUCAUGCCAUCAAAGAAGAAAGCGUUUAUCAAUUUCUUCUUUUUCAAAUUGUAUUCCUACAAAGCAGUAUUUCUGCCUCUCUUUGCUCACUCACCGCUAUUGCUAUAGAGAGAGUAUUUGCAAUUUUCAACCCAUUUCGCCAUCGAACUGUUGGUAUUUGGUACUAUGCGAUCAUUAUUGGUGUAGUUUGGACUCUUAGUGCUUUUAAUUUUCUGCUGUUUACACUUGUAUACACUGACUCGAUUCAUCAAACAAUCUCGACUAUCCUCGUGUCGAUGAUAAUCAUUUUAAUCCUGAUUACUAUAUUUAUUUCUUACUUAUCGAUAUGGCUAAAAACAACGUUUUCCUCAAGGAUUCAACGUACCAGAAAUGUUCAAGAAAAUAGAAACUUGGCUAAAACUCUGUUCAUUGUGACCGCAGUGUCUUNAAACACAUUUGGAUGGGACGAGAUUUGGACUCAAACUCUUUUAACUUUGGGUUUUUUGAUCGCGGUUGGAAACAUGUUAUCUCUUGUUGUGUUUCUACGAAAGACUUUCAGAGUCAAAAAGUCGAGUUAUCUAUUGGUCAGUCUCACAGUGGCUGAUUUGCUGGUUGGUUUGGCUGGGAUUAUGAUUUCUGUAAGUCGAUCUCAGAUUCAUGCCAUCAAAGAAGAAAGCGUUUAUCAAUUUCUUCUUUUUCAAAUUGUAUUCCUACAAAGCAGUAUUUCUGCCUCUCUUUGCUCACUCACCGCUAUUGCUAUAGAGAGAGUAUUUGCAAUUUUCAACCCAUUUCGCCAUCGAACUGUUGGUAUUUGGUACUAUGCGAUCAUUAUUGGUGUAGUUUGGACUCUUAGUGCUUUUAAUUUUCUGCUGUUUACACUUGUAUACACUGACUCGAUUCAUCAAACAAUCUCGACUAUCCUCGUGUCGAUGAUAAUCAUUUUAAUCCUGAUUACUAUAUUUAUUUCUUACUUAUCGAUAUGGCUAAAAACAACGUUUUCCUCAAGGAUUCAACGUACCAGAAAUGUUCAAGAAAAUAGAAACUUGGCUAAAACUCUGUUCAUUGUGACCGCAGUGUCUUUCGGGACAUGGUUACCAAGGGCUAUUGUCAACACCAUUUCUACUAGUUACCGGCCAACCUUCUCAUUCCACGUGACUUUGGUUUUCUAUUCACUAAGCUUAAGCAAUUCAUUGUGGAAUAUCGUGGUAUAUUUUUUAAGGAUGCCGGAUUAUAGGAGAGAAUUAAUGAAAUUGUUUUGCUUGGGCAGAGCAACUGCACGUGUUCAUCCUGGCCUUUAGAGGAUUGGGCAUGAACAGUCCGGAGCCAACUUUAAUAUGAAUAGAAUCUAUAGACAAAUGAGGGACUUGCUUUGUGUGAGCAGGGCAACACGUGUUUAUCCUGACCGUUAGAAGACUGGGAUUGAGCUGUCAAUCCUAAACUUCAAAAUGGAUUAGAAUAGACCCCCAAUGAGGAAUUCGUUUUGAAUGGGCAGGGCAACACGUGUGUUCAUUUUGAACUGGGAACCUUAAUGAGUUUAUAAACGGGACAAAAAGGGAUGAUAUAACACUGAAAAAAAAA
Molecule: messenger RNA, 2422 nt
Organism: Exaiptasia diaphana
Lineage: Eukaryota; Metazoa; Cnidaria; Anthozoa; Actiniaria; Aiptasiidae
Product: substance-K receptor-like
Exons: 1
Coding region: 595-2142 (515 amino acids)
Biological process (GO): G protein-coupled receptor signaling pathway
Cellular component (GO): membrane
Molecular function (GO): G protein-coupled receptor activity
Source: RefSeq, a predicted model, not a curated record